Molecule: messenger RNA, 451 nt
Organism: Fopius arisanus
Lineage: Eukaryota; Metazoa; Arthropoda; Insecta; Hymenoptera; Braconidae
Gene: SNRPG
Product: small nuclear ribonucleoprotein G
Exons: 4
Coding region: 139-369 (76 amino acids)
Biological process (GO): spliceosomal snRNP assembly; mRNA splicing, via spliceosome
Cellular component (GO): SMN-Sm protein complex; U2-type prespliceosome; P granule
Molecular function (GO): RNA binding
Source: RefSeq, a predicted model, not a curated record
GUUCUUGAAGUGUUUGGAUCGUUUGGAUUUUAUUCGCGCGUCGGUUGUACACAGAAUAACCUCUUCCAAAAUACUCCAAAACGUUUGCGCAUUUGUGUAUCAUUUUUGGAGAUUACUUGAUAACAAUAAUUCAGUAAAAUGAGCAAGGCACACCCUCCAGAGCUGAAAAAGUACAUGGACAAGAAAUUAUCUCUAAAGUUGAACGGAGGAAGACAUGUUGUGGGCAUCCUUAGGGGGUUCGAUCCCUUCAUGAAUAUGGUAAUCGAUGAGAGUAUUGAAGAAUGCAAGGAUGGAACCAAAAACAACAUAGGGAUGGUGGUGAUUCGAGGGAAUAGCGUAAUCAUGCUCGAGGCCCUCGACAGAAUAUGAUCCCUUGUACGAGCCCUCUCUCAUUACCUCUGUAAGUUAAGAUUAAUCUCCCCAAUAAUAAACCAUUGAAAUACCAAAAACA